GGUGUAUGAGCGCAAGGAUAAUCACAGAGAGACGGGGCGGUGUGGAUCCUGUUCUGCGGCAGCUGCUGGGUUUUUCAUCCCGUGAGGAUCAGUCUCUGCUUUAUACCUGGAAUGAGCAACGCUUGACACAUCGGAGGACAGAAGAGGGUCGAAGGAGUUAAGCUGUGAACACUUUGCCAGACCUCUAAAUCCUGAAGAAAACCUUCCCAACCGAGAGGAACAAAGACGCACAGGUAGAGGAAGAAGCAUCAAGAAGAAGCAUGGAUAAGGGAUGUCGAAUUUAAGGAGAGAAACUGACUGCAGGUUUUCCAUAAAAUGAGAAGCAGGAUAAGGGACAGGAUGAAGAGAUGAUGCAUUGUGGCAAAACUGAAGACUGAAACCUUGACUGGCAAAGCAGGACAAGCCUCUGUGUAUUAAGAAGCGUGUCGGUUCAUCUGUAUUCAUCUGCUCAUUCAUGCUGUAUGGGAAACCUUCAGAUGAUUUGGAGGUCAAGAAAAUACUGGAUUAUUUUGCAUGGUCCAGCCAUGAGCAAGACUUCUCAUUGGUCCCCUAGUAGAUGUCCAACAGGACAAGGGUUGUUCAUAUGUUAGGAGGCCAGAGGCACGAGUGUCAGCAUGCACAUGUCAGAAAUGAAUCCUGUUAAAUGUAUGGUUGUAAAGAGGUUAACUGCCAUGCAUCAUCUUCCCUAAUGAAGCAGCAUUAGAGCACCUAUGCCAUUGAUUGAGGCUCCAGAAAGGAUUAAUUUCAUUGCAGGAAAUUACUGAAGUGCAUGUGAAAGAUAUUAAUUCUGCAGUUUAAAGUGAUUAAAGAAUGCCAAGGACUGUUGGAUUUUAUUGCUACACUUCUUAACGUUUGCCUUGUGGACCAAAGACCGCUGAGUUUCUAUUUAAAAACUGUAUACCCUGAUUCAUCAAAAAAAAAAAAUAUAUAUAUAUGUAUAUAUUAAUAAUAAUAAUAAUAAUAGUCAUGUUGUAAGGGUUGUGGGCUUGUGCUUUCCAACUUGCCAUCUUAUCACUUUCCUUAUUUUGUGACUUCAGUCUUGUAAAAGUGGGCAUCAUUUGGCCCCUGGGGGUCCGGGCUGCCCCGGCCCCGGCCCCCAAACCAAAAAUGCGUCGCUCUAGUACAGAUGAGACCCCGUACCGCCGGAGUCCGUCUCUGGACAGCAAGGGCUCGGCGCCUCUGCGCUACAGCGGCGAGUACGAGUACCACAGCUCGCCCUUCAUCUUCGGCCUUCGUACCACACCGGGCUCAAAGAAAGCUACAGCCAGCUACACCACGGCACAGGGACGGAAAUACGUGGUGUUUUACCUCGACCUGUCCUUCAUCUUUCUUCUAGAGCUGCGGCGCUGCAGGAUGGCCGAGGGCUGCCUGAGGGCCCUGAGAUACGGGAUGGUUUUCUUCAAUCUGCUCUUCUGGCUGGGCGGCUGUGGGAUUCUGGGAGUGGGAGUUUGGCUUUCCAUCACGCAGGGAAACUUCGCCACGCUCUCUUCGUCUCUACCAUCGCUCUCCGCUGCCAAUCUGCUCAUCGCUGUGGGAAGCAUCAUCAUGGUGAUUGGCUGCCUGGGCUGUGUGGGUGCGGUCAAAGAGAACCGGCCAUUACUCCUGAGCUUCUUCAUUCUGUUGCUUAUGAUGUUAUUGUUGGAGAUUCUGUUCAUGAUUCUGUUCUUCGCAUAUCAAGAUGAGAUUGAUCUGUAUGCGCAAAGCGACCUGAAGAAAGGCCUGCAGCUGUUUGGGACUGAAGGAAACAUCGGCCUGACCAAUGCCUGGAGCAUCGUCCAAACCGACUUUCGCUGCUGUGGAGUGACCAAUCACACGGACUGGUUUCACGUCUAUAACGCGACGCGUGUGCCGGACUCCUGCUGUCUGGAGUACAGUGAUAACUGUGGUCUGGAGAAUCCUGGCACCUGGUGGACAGCGCCGUGUUACGAGCGAGUGAAGGGCUGGCUGCAGGAGAAUCUGGUGGCUCUGUGGAUCUUCGCUCUGUGUACGGCUCUAACACAGAUCCUGGGGCUGGUGUUCUCGAUGACCAUAUUCUGUCACGCUGUAAAAGUGGAGACCUUCUACGCAUAGAGAUGCAGAACCGGACCAAACACAUUCCUGCUUCUCCAUCCAAAACUUGUGUCCGUCACUGUAGAAAUCAGUCAUCAUGUUUCGCUUACACACUGCUAUUUGCAAAAUGAUUUUAUAAGCCAGAUCAACUGAAAUAACAGCUCUUUAUUGUGAAUAUUUAAGGGACAUUCUUUUUUUGGUUAGGGUUUUCUUUGGUCUAUUUGUGAAGAAAAUACAGAAAUUUUAAAGAGGGAAACGGGAAACUAAUUUUAUAUUUGUAUAAUUUCAUAUUAAUAUACAUGAAAUUAACAUCCACUGUUUAUAUUUAUUCAGAGCGAGUUCUCAAUAGAUUUAAAAGGUAAGAUUUUAGAAAACAUUUUUGUAUAUUUGACUUAUUUGGCAUAGUCUUUAAAACAAAAAGUAAUAAAACAGACACAUUUUACUUGAGCAAAUAAAGUACUUCCCAUAUGUAGGAAGAAGCACAAGUAUGUUCAGCAGAGCUGAUUCAGUUAAAGAGCAAAAGCACAGAUUAACGUUGUGGGAUUGAUUGUGGGCUCAAGAACCGAUUGUACACAAUGUGUGUCCUUUCUGUGCCAGGCAGUUCUACAUGAUACAUUCUACAUCGCUGCCUGUUUAGCCCCACCCACCAAUUCUACAUCGCUGCCUG
Messenger RNA from Carassius carassius (crucian carp), 2716 nucleotides. Its product is annotated as tetraspanin-4-like. Gene Ontology annotation, cellular component: membrane. The transcript is spliced from 7 exons. NCBI's taxonomy places the organism in Eukaryota, Metazoa, Chordata, Actinopteri, Cypriniformes, Cyprinidae. The coding region runs from base 1108 to 2070 and encodes 320 amino acids. The record is from RefSeq and is a predicted model, not a curated record.